AUGGCAGCCACCGUGGCCAAUGAAACCUGCGAUGCCUUUACCCCCCGAUCGAAGCCGUGCACGCUAGGUGCGAUGGUCUUGUAUGCUGUCAAUGCUAGCUCCCCAGACGACUUCAUUCAGACCAUUCGAUUUUCCCAGGAAAGAAACAUUCGUCUCGUCAUUCGCAACACAGGCCAUGAUUAUUUAGGGAAGUCGACUGGUGCAGGCGCACUAUCCAUCUGGACCCAUUAUCUCAAGGACAUUGAUUUCCUGAACUAUACCAACGCACACUAUACCGGGCCAGCGAUGCGGAUGGCUGCGGGCGUUCAAGGCACGGACAUCAACAAGGCUGCCUAUCUAAAAGGGCUGGUGAUAGUGGCCGGGGAAUGUUCCACUGUAGGCCCAGCCGGGGGGUUCACGCAAGGAGGGGGCCACUCGGCCCUGAGCUCUCAGUACGGUCUUAGUGCCGACCAAGUCUUGGAAUGGGAGGUUGUCGAUGGAAUGGGCCGAUUUCUGACCGCAUCGCCUACCCAGAACCCAGAUCUGUACUGGGCACUUAGCGGAGGUGGCGGAGGGACAUAUGGGGUCGUGUACUCCAUGACCGUCAAGGCGUUUCCCGACUUCCCCGUCACAGGCGUCGUUAUCCAAUUUGAGAACAAGAACCCCUCGUCGCACAGUUUCUUUGAAGCUGUAGGACACUACCAUCGCCACCUACCCACAUACACCGCAUCUGGUGGGAUGGCGAUUGCACAAAUCACACACUCAACGUUUCUGCUCACCCCGCUGACACUCCCUGUGUAUACCGCAGUAGAGGCCAAGAGACUGUUGGCGCCCUUUCUGCAAGAACUGCACAAACUGGACAUUUCCUAUACCAUGAACAUCACCGAGUCACCAUCGUAUUUCCAGCAUUAUACAAAACUGAUCGAGCCCGACCUGAUGCAACUAGUGCAAAACGCGCAAUAUGGCGGCCGUCUUCUUCCGCUCGACCUCAUUCAGCACAAUAACUCGCAACUCACGAAUGCCAUACAGAGAAUCACCGUGGAUGGUGUCACGUUCGUGGGUAUUGGUCUGAAUGUCUCGUCAUCUGUGACUGGCAAUGUCUGGAAUUCAGUUCUGCCUGCGUGGCGCACAGCAGCAAUUACCGUCAUCUUAUCUACAGACUGGCCCACCGGUGCGAAUCUCACCAAGAUGAAAACCCUGGCAGACCGGAUGACAACCAAAUGGGUGCCGAUCCUCACGGCCUUGAGUCCAGAUUCGGGAUGCUAUAUGAGCGAGGCGGAUCCCCAGCAGCCGGAUUGGAAGCAGACCUUUUACGGUCACAACUAUAAUUCGCUUGAGAACUGGCAAGUCGAGGCUGGUGGUCGUCUGUGCCAGGUCACCAGGCUAGAUUGA
Molecule: messenger RNA, 1371 nt
Organism: Penicillium roqueforti
Lineage: Eukaryota; Fungi; Ascomycota; Eurotiomycetes; Eurotiales; Aspergillaceae
Product: FAD-binding oxidoreductase
Exons: 5
Coding region: 1-1371 (456 amino acids)
Molecular function (GO): FAD binding; oxidoreductase activity
Source: RefSeq, a predicted model, not a curated record